AUGAGGAGCGGUUCUUUGCAAUUUGAUAAAACACAAACGGCUACAUUUCCCAAUUCCAAGUCAAAUGAGCAAUUUUUCUUUCAUUUGUUGGAAUUCCAGAAUAAGCUUGUACUUAAUAUAUCUGUUGAUGGAGUCUUGGAUACAACCUUUAAAUUACCCAUUUCAACAAAAAGAACAAUUAAUUACGAGUCAAUGAUGGAUCUCAACGAAAAUGAUGACUCAAUAGAAAAUGAAUACGAUUUUCAGAUCGAGCCGCAACUACUAAUUGGUGACCAUGCAAAUAUGAAAAUAGCCAUAAUUGCUGGUCAAGUGGCCAAGUUGAUAUCCACACAGAAACCAAAGGAAACAAUACUAUCAAUUGGAACCAGAUGGCUUGGCAAGGGCGACCAAGUCGAAGAAAAUGACCUAGCAAAACUAACUUUUAUACUUGAGAAUGUCAAAAAAUUACUUUAA
Molecule: messenger RNA, 453 nt
Organism: Lodderomyces oxycetoniae
Lineage: Eukaryota; Fungi; Ascomycota; Pichiomycetes; Serinales; Debaryomycetaceae
Exons: 1
Coding region: 1-453 (150 amino acids)
Source: RefSeq, a predicted model, not a curated record